UGGCGUUACAAGGUUGUCCGAAACAAAAGCUGUAUGUUUUAUUCAUAACCUAGUCUGUACAUACGGCAUGCAUAUAUAAUAGGAAUAUAAUAGUGUAUAUAAUAGCAAUAGGGAGCACAAGUAAUGGUCAGAAUUAAGUUUUGUAUUUGUUGGGUUUAGUUACACAAGAGCUGCCGGAGGAGAAGUUGGGUUUUGUAGAGGGUUGCAAAUUAAAACGGUAUUUGCAUAGAUAAAAAUGGCACAAAAUGGAUUCGAUCUGAAAGACGUAUCGUUAGAUGUGUGGGAAAGGUGUAUUUUUUGGUUUGCUGUCUCCUAUGUAGUAGCAAAUGUAGGAUGGUUUAUUGGAUUUUCAUGGUUUACCUUGUUCUUCUUGGUGCUCAUUGGGGGAUGUGCGGGCGUCAUUUUGAUUGACCGGCUGCAUCUUGAUUCGAAAGGGAAAGCAGUGCUAAUUACGGGAUGCGAUACCGGAUUUGGUUUCGCCUCGGCUAAGAAGUUGCAUGGAAUGGGAUACACAGUUUUCGCCGGUGUCAUUUCAAGUGACACGGAUGGAGCGAAACAAUUACAGAAGGAAUUCAAAACCCGGAUGUACACUGUGCCCAUGAAUGUGACAUCGGAUGAGGAUGUGACCAAGGCGUUGGAAUAUAUUAAAGAAAACCUUCCUGCAGAUUGCAAUGGUAUCUGGGCUCUGAUCACAAACGCAGGGUGGUCGACUUUCGGAGAGGUUGAAAUGGUACCUUUGGAUGUUUACCAAAAAAUCAUGGACAUCAAUUUAUUUGGUUCAAUCCGAGUCAUAAGGGCUGCUUUGCCCCUUAUUCGAAGAGCAAAGGGACGUGUCAUCACCGUGAGCAGUAUGAUGGGUCGGUUCGGAGCCCCCUCACGGUCACCGUACGCCUGCACGAAAUGGGCGGUCCAAGGUUUAUCGGAAUGUCUUCGAGCGGAAAUGAAACGAUGGGGCGUACACGUGGCUAUAAUCGAGCCAGGAAAUUUCAUUGCUGGGACUGCUUUAUAUGCUGGGGAUGCAAUUACGAAGCAGGCAGAUCAUAUUUGGAGUAAUCUCAGUGAGAGUGUGAAAGAAGAUUAUGGGAAGGAAGAGUUUGAUGCGGCCAUUAAGAAGAUGAUUGGUUACACUUCUGGAGGAGUUUGCGAUAUUGAACCGGUCUUGAAAGCUUACUGCGAUUCGGUUUCACACACCGUUCCUCAAACUCGUUAUCAAGUUAUGACCAUCGACGAGAAGGUCAAGUGUUUCAUGUCAACACAUGCACCUUCAAUUUUAUACGACGCAAUCUAUAAUUAAGUCACAAUGGGCAACAUGUAAUCAUUUCAUUAUGUAAAGCUUUUUUGCGUAAACAAACAAACGUGUACGUGUUCAAAUUCACGCUAAUCCAAAGUUGAAGUACAGUAAAAAAAAUAAUUCUGAACAUUACGGCUUAAAUUGGCAUACACAAUUUCAAAUGUAACGCUUUUACAGUAUUACAUUUGCAUGUCAAAGUAAAAAUGGACUGGAUUAAACUGAAACUUUGUAUGAUGUCGUUACGAAUA
Molecule: messenger RNA, 1539 nt
Organism: Folsomia candida
Lineage: Eukaryota; Metazoa; Arthropoda; Collembola; Entomobryomorpha; Isotomidae
Product: D-beta-hydroxybutyrate dehydrogenase, mitochondrial
Exons: 10
Coding region: 236-1294 (352 amino acids)
Molecular function (GO): oxidoreductase activity
Source: RefSeq, a predicted model, not a curated record